ACAACAAACAAAAACAAAAAGAAGAAGUACUAUCAACAAUAUCUCUAUAAACAAAGAAAUAUGAAGGCAUUGGUGAUAUGUUUGCUAGUGAUUUUCGCCGCGGUGAUUGCGGUACCAGUGGAGAGUCGUCGGAAGCAUCUAGACUAUGGUGUGAUUACCAAGUGCGCUGGUCCUAAUCCUCCUCCAGGAUGCUAUCCUCCCGGAGCCCAACAGAAGAAUCCUACUCCUGCUAACGAGUAUAGACGUGGCUGCAGCAAAAUUACUCGGUGCAAGCGCGAUUGAACCGAAGUGACGUUCAUCAUUUAAACUGAUUCUUCAUAUCUAUGAGCUCCGUACGUAUAUGCUUUAACA
Molecule: messenger RNA, 351 nt
Organism: Arabidopsis thaliana (thale cress)
Lineage: Eukaryota; Viridiplantae; Streptophyta; Magnoliopsida; Brassicales; Brassicaceae
Gene: RALFL10
Product: ralf-like 10
Exons: 1
Coding region: 61-282 (73 amino acids)
Cellular component (GO): extracellular region
Source: RefSeq, marked reviewed